UCUCAAGUCAGUAUUGUGUAUUCCUAUUCAAGGCUAAUCCUUUAGGAUAUGUGAGCAGUGCUGUCAGUGAUUCCUUGCCUGGUCCAAGACCUGUCUGUGCUGCUGUUUUGUCAAUUCCUAUGGUAAUUGUGAUGCCCCAAUGGCCAUGGGAGUUGGCAUGACUGCAGAAACAGAUCUGGGGCCAGGUGACUUGAUUCCAGAGAUUGAGCAUGAAAAUACAAGCUAGAUGUAAUUGCAUGUACUCUCUACUUGCAUGUAGGCCACGUGGUAUAGUCCACACCUAAUGGUAACUCCUUAUCUCUGUGUAUUAAUAAGUGAUGAAUUGGGAGUGAGUCAGCAUGGUGACUGGCUGUAAAAUGAUUUUUUUCUAAGUUUUACUUCCCUCCCUUUGAGAAGUCCACUAGUGGUCACGUGUGCUUGAGGUUGUAGCGCUGUUGGUUUAGUCAUAGGAAUUAGAAUUGAACUUUGUCAGUGUUGGAGCUAGGGGGAAAGAGCACAGGAGGGAAUAGGAAGUGAAAAUUAGCUUACAUUUUUUUGGGAGGGUGAACUUCAACUUCAAGAUAGUUAGUUACAGAGAGCCUAUCAAUGUAGAUGGGUGGUUGCUGUUGACAAAAUAGGUUUAAGCUUGUAUAACUUUGGUUAAAGAGAAAGUUAAAAUGACGCGCGCUACGAGGAUAUAGGUAAGCGCCUCUUGGCACACCAGGUAGACUGACUACAGAGACUCAAGUAUUGAAGGACCAAUGCGCAAUGGAGACAAGCAUUUCCUUGUUUGUAAUGCUAUCCAAAAUACUUAUCUAAAUUGAGGAAACGAGAAAAACGAGAAAGUCCGGCAACAUGUAUAACCGCACCAGCAUUAGAGAGCCGACAGAUAACUCUGUGACACAUUUCCAACCACUGCAAGACGGAGGCGCAUUGGAGUCUGGAUUUGAACCAACUAAUAAUGGACAAGACUCCCAUAUCAAGCAAUCUGGACAGGCUAACGUCUUGGACCGCUUGUCUAGAGCUGGUGUUCGGGCAUUCCCUGCCAGUGCCACUACUUAUGCUUCGGCACGCAGAUCAAGGCUGCAGAGACAGCCAGAGGUGUGGGAGACCAGCAGUAGCUCACCCGAGAGAGGCUCGCUCACACCCGCCAUGCGUAAAAGAUACCUGAAGGACUUAUUAUUGAACAACUCCUCAGGUGGAUUUGCUAGUGUUCUGUCUUCAAAAGGUUCCGGUGCGUCUUCAAGGGAGGUUGGUGAGGAGGAGGAGGAGGGGGGGGGAGGUUGGGCUCUGUGCCCCAUGGAACACGCAUGGAUGUUGUCUGUUGUAGAUGGAAACUAUGAAACCAUCAUGGACUUUCUUUCUGAAGAUUCUAGUCUACUAACCAGGAAAGAUUUUGUCAGUGGGUUUACAGUGCUACACUGGUUAGCCAAAAGUGGCCAGGGUGAGACACUAAUACAAUUGUUAAGGCACGCUGAAAAGGAGGGGAUUCCAGUCAACGUGAAUUUGAAGGGCAGUGGGGGGCUCACCCCACUCCACGUAGCAGCUAUGCACAGUCGAUACAUGGUAAUAAAAAUUCUAAUCGGUGCGUUCAGUGCCAAUAUCGAUGCCAUGGAUUACAAUGGAAGGAAACCGUGGCAUUAUCUGAAGGGCAACGCCCCUGAUGAGAUGAAGGAGCUUCUUGGCACUUGGGAUGAUGAGCACCGUAGUGUGGGUCAGCAGAACACUAACAACAGUGCCACACUAGUGCCCAAGUCAGAAUUAAGUGAUGAGGAGAGAGACGAUCCAGUCUACUUUGAUCGGACUCGAAGGAAUUGCAGCUGGCGCGGGUCAUUCAAAAAGUUUUUGGCUCCAUUCGUGUCUUUUGUGAACAAAAGUUAAAGGUCAGACAGCCACACAUUUUUUCACGCGAAAUCAAGCAUUAUCGACUCAUUGAGCAUCGUUUGUAAAGACUUUUACGCACAGUAGGCCUAGGCUUGGCGAAAAAAACUGAUUAUUGGCUGUGGUGGAACAGUUUUCUGCACAAAACAAUCAAGUCCUGUUUUACUUUAAUCUUCAGAAUUUACUGUAUUAAAUUCUCAUUAAAUAAAUACACUGUUCUAGUUGAAGGCA
Molecule: messenger RNA, 2091 nt
Organism: Coregonus clupeaformis (lake whitefish)
Lineage: Eukaryota; Metazoa; Chordata; Actinopteri; Salmoniformes; Salmonidae
Gene: sowahd
Product: sosondowah ankyrin repeat domain family d
Exons: 2
Coding region: 835-1860 (341 amino acids)
Molecular function (GO): protein binding
Source: RefSeq, a predicted model, not a curated record